Molecule: messenger RNA, 1791 nt
Organism: Chrysochloris asiatica (Cape golden mole)
Lineage: Eukaryota; Metazoa; Chordata; Mammalia; Afrosoricida; Chrysochloridae
Gene: SLC34A3
Product: solute carrier family 34 (type II sodium/phosphate contransporter), member 3
Exons: 11
Coding region: 1-1791 (596 amino acids)
Biological process (GO): intracellular phosphate ion homeostasis; sodium-dependent phosphate transport
Cellular component (GO): vesicle; brush border; apical plasma membrane
Molecular function (GO): sodium:phosphate symporter activity
Source: RefSeq, a predicted model, not a curated record
AUGUCGAGUCCCCUCACUGGCAGCCAGGCCCCCUACCCCUCUGUGGACACGGUGGACCUGGUAGACCAGAGUCUGAAGAAUGCAGGGGCCACUGGCUCUGGCCUGACCUUGGAGGAUGGAGGCACAGACCCCUGGGCCCUCCCUCAGCUUAAGGAUACCAGCCAGUCCUGGAAAGAGCUCAGCGUGGCCCGCAGGGUGCGGCGGGUGGUCAUUGGCUUCCUCAAGGCCUGUGGCCUCCUGGGCAACCUCUACCUCUUCAUCUGCUCCCUGGACAUCCUCAGCUCUGCCUUCCAGCUGCUGGGCAGCAAAGUCGCUGGAGACAUCUUCAAGGACAACGUGGUACUGGCCAACCCUGUGGCUGGCCUGGUCAUUGGUGUGCUGGUCACAGUCUUGGUGCAGAGUUCUAGCACCUCCUCCUCCAUUGUGGUCAGCAUGGUGGCCUCCAAUCUGCUGACCGUUCAGAUGUCGGUGCCUAUCAUCAUGGGUGUCAACGUGGGCACGUCCAUCACCAGCACCUUGGUCUCGAUGGCACAGUCUGGAGACAGGGAUGAGUUCCGCAGGGCUUUUGGCGGCUCGGCUGUGCACAGCAUCUUCAACUGGCUCACGGUGUUGAUCCUGCUGCCCUUGGAGAGUGUGGGGGCAGUGCUAGAACGACUCAGUGCCCUGGCCCUAAGUGCCGCCAGCCCGGAGCCAGGGGCUCACACACCGGACAUCCUCAAGGUGCUAACAAAGCCAUUCACACACCUCAUCAUUCAGCUGGACACUGACUUAAUCGGGGGCAGUGCCUCGGGUAAUGCCACCACCAGAAGCCUCAUUAAGCAGUGGUGCUGCCCUGUGAGCCCCCCGUCCUGCCCUUGUGCCCUGUCUGAAACUGGGCAUGGGGCCCCGCUGACCACCCCCUGCCCUGCCUUGCCAGGCCACCACCUGUUUGUGGGCACGACGCUCAGUGACCUGGCCGUGGGCUUCAUCCUACUGGCCGCCUCCCUGCUGGUGCUCUGCGCCUGCCUCGUCCUCAUCGUGAAGCUGCUGAACUCGGUGCUACGUGGCCGCAUCGCCCAGGUUGUGAAGACCAUCAUCAACGCUGACUUCCCCUUCCCGUUUGGCUGGCUAAGUGGCUACCUGGCCAUCCUGGUGGCCGCUGGCCUGACUUUCGUGGCCCAGAGCAGCAGCGUGUUCACAGCUGCCAUUGUGCCUCUGAUGGGGGUCGGGGUGAUCAGCAUGGAGCGAGCCUACCCGCUCUUCCUGGGUUCCAAUGUUGGGACCACCACCACGGCUCUGCUGGCUGCCCUGGCCAGCCCCUCGGACAUGCUGCUCAGUGCUCUCCAGGUGGCCCUUAUCCACUUCUUCUUCAAUGUGAUCGGCAUUCUGCUGUGGUAUGUGGUACCCGUUCUGAGGCUGCCCAUCCCAUUGGCCAAGCACUUCGGGGACGUGACUGCCCGCUACCGCUGGGUGGCCAUUGCUUACCUGUUGCUCAGCUUCCUACUGUUGCCCCUGGCCGCCUUUGGCCUCUCCCUGGCGGGUACCACCGUGCUGGCUGCGGUAGGGGGGCCCCUAGUGGGGCUGCUGCUCGUGGUGGUCCUAGUUAAUGUCUUACAGCGGCGCCGGCCAGCCUGGCUGCCCCCCUGCCUGCGAUCGUGGGCCUGGCUCCCACGCUGGUUACGCUCCCUGGAGCCCUGGGACCACCUGUUCAGCCGCUGCUGCCCCUGCAAGACCUGCAGUACCCCUCCAGCUAGCGACAAGGAGACUUACUGCUAUGAGAACCCAGAGAUUCUGGCCUCCCAGCCUCUGUGA